Zychaea mexicana is the source of this 1839-nucleotide messenger RNA. RefSeq lists its product as uncharacterized. Lineage: Eukaryota; Fungi; Mucoromycota; Mucoromycetes; Mucorales; Lichtheimiaceae. The transcript is spliced from 2 exons. Gene Ontology annotation, molecular function: protein binding. The coding region runs from base 1 to 1839 and encodes 612 amino acids. The record is from RefSeq and is a predicted model, not a curated record.
AUGACCACGAACCGUUUACAGCUCAUUGCAUUGGACAAAGAAGCUCAACGUCAACUGGCUCGCUACGAUUACGACAACGCGCUUCAAACUGCUCAACAAAUGAUGAAUCUCGAUGCCACCUACGAUCGAGCAUAUUACAAUGCCGCCAUUGCUCAUUUGCAAAAGGGAGAUUACGAAGCAGCAAAGCGUAACGUGGAACCUUAUCGAAAUAUACCGGACUUUGUCGGUAUCUUUACUCAUGCAACGAAACAACUACAGAUACAAAAGCGGCAAAAGGAGGAAAAAGAACGACGACAAGACUUUUCGAGCACUGGGUUUCGACAGGAUUUCACGAACGUUUUAUCUUACGAGCUUAUAUGUCAAGUGUUUGAAGAAGCUCUGCAAGACGGUUUCACGGAAUUUGUUCGAUAUACGCGUGUCAGUCGCAGAUGGCGCGCGAUCCUCAUGAGUGAUGACAUUUGGAAGCGUCAAAAACGUCUGUUUGCAAAGAAAUUUGGAUGGAAGGCAGAACAGGAAUCCAUGCUUGAAGCAGGGCUUUUUCAUCACGAGCUGGCACUUUCUGUUUCGUCUACCAUGACAGCGAAUAAUGGCUUAAAGGAAAUAAUGGAAACAGGAACAUGUGAAUUGGCGCGUACAGUUCUUUCUGGGCCAAUGGAUUGGAUACUCAAAGUGAUCGACUCUAAUGCAACCACCCUACGGGAUGUGGCCAUCUGCAAUAAGCCGUGCGGCGACGAUACCAUUGAUCUUUUACGGUCAUUAUCGAAAUGCAAGAAAUUGAGCCGUUUAUGUCUGAAGAAUGUCAACAUCACGCAGCUCAAUCCUAAAUUAUCCAAUGUCACGCACACGCAAAAAAGCAGACAUCUCAGCUCUUUGCUCAGUCCGCUUAAAAACCUCGACUUCCUCAAGAAUUUACGGUUGACCCGUCUCGAACUUCGUCCAAUCCCUGUGCAAAGCUCACUCAUGAAGAAUUGGAUCAACGUGCAGUCAUUAGUGGAGAUUUUACGCUGUUGCCCUUACCUUCAAGAACUGUUGAUCGACCCGAGGAGCUACGAAGAAGGAAGUACAUUGCGUAUCCUCCAGGCAUGUCCACCGAGCCUUGUAUUGCUCUCGAUUGAACACGAUGACUACAAUAGCUCUCGAGAAUUACCAGUACUACAACUACCAACAACAACAACAACAACAAAACAAUCACUAUGGAUAGUAGCAGCACCAGUAUCGCCACCUCCUUCUCCGCCUGUCACCUUCAGCUACGGCAAAACAAGUAAUGUAAAAGGUUCAUUGCGACAUCUCACAAUCCAGAUUGACACGAGCCACACACUAGCGUACGAUGUUAAUGCUGCGCUCGAUCAGUUUGGACAAAAUCUCGAGACACUUCAUCUAAGCACCUGUGUACGGCAGAUGUCAAUUGAAACACUUACCGAACUGAUAGAAGAGAUUGUCUGGCAUUGUCCUCCAUCAAUUCGUACGUUGAUAUGGGACUUGCCGAUAAAUCAACAAUGCUGGCAAGUGCUGGCUAGUCCUAUCAUGUUACCACAUCUUGAGCACUUUGUUUUCCAAGGUUGGAAGCAUCCUCUAUGUCGUGACGUGAGCCAAGAGGAGCUAGCCGAAUUCUUCCAUAAGGCUACAAAGCAAGAAAGAACAACAUUGUUACGUCGAGUGGAGCUCCACCAAUGUGGUUCGGCGAUCGAUACAGAAUCUAUAAAUGCCAUCACUGCACUUUCAGCGCUGCAAUCUUUGCGAAUUACAGGGUCAUUGGACGAUGAACAGGUUUCUUUAUUGAAACGCGUUCAAAACGAGCAUCGACAUCUGGAAAUUGUCUAUGACAAAACAAAGCAGUAG